This is a messenger RNA of Perkinsus marinus ATCC 50983, 432 nucleotides long. Its product is annotated as Ran-specific GTPase-activating protein, putative. Gene Ontology annotation, cellular component: cytoplasm; nuclear pore. The record is from RefSeq and is a predicted model, not a curated record. Gene Ontology annotation, molecular function: GTPase activator activity. Bases 1 to 432 code for a protein of 143 amino acids. Lineage: Eukaryota; Perkinsozoa; Perkinsida; Perkinsidae. Gene Ontology annotation, biological process: intracellular transport. The transcript has 5 exons.
AUGUCGAUCAGACGGUGGAUAUCAAAGGAUGAGGGCUCUGGGGAAUGGAAGGAACGCGGCACAGGGGAGAUGCGACUUUUGAAGGAGAAGAAGAGCGGCAGAGUACGUGCUCUGAUGCGCCAGGAAAAGACUCUGAAGAUCAUUGCUAAUCAUUACGUUGUCGAGAAUGGCCCUUACUGCAGCCUCAAACCCAACGCUGGGUCUCAGAAGUGCUGGGUGUGGAUGGCCAGUGACUAUGCUGAAGGUGAACAACGUACGGAGCAGUUCGCUCUGAAGUUCGGCAACCCUGAGCUCGCCCAGGCUUUCGAGAAGGCUUUCAAUGAGGCAAAACAGGAGAAUGCCAAAAUCAUCUCUGGGGAGAAAACUAAGAAAAACGAGGCUGCCGAGAAGGAAGAGAAGGAGGAGGAAGAUGAGAAGAAGAAGGAAGAGUGA